Messenger RNA from Ostrea edulis (European flat oyster), 653 nucleotides. Its product is annotated as perlucin-like protein. Gene Ontology annotation, molecular function: signaling receptor activity. The coding region runs from base 104 to 607 and encodes 167 amino acids. The record is from RefSeq and is a predicted model, not a curated record. The transcript is spliced from 5 exons. Lineage: Eukaryota; Metazoa; Mollusca; Bivalvia; Ostreida; Ostreidae.
UGUAAUAGUUAGGAACAUGUGUCGGAAUCUCUGUGCCUGAUUAGCAGGGACAGGCUUGUACUGUCGACUUUCUGACCUCCAUUAUCUAAAGUCGAGCACUGUUAUGGGGAACCUGGUGAAAUUGUGUGUGUUUUCAGUUGUGGUGAUUGGGGUGUAUACAGCCUGUCCCCGAGGAUGGAUAGCUGUGGGAGAAGAUUGCCUGAUGUUUGCCAAGGGUCACACUUCCUGGCUUGAUGCUGCGAGAAGCUGCAAGCAUUACAAUCGCUCUGUCCUGGCGACAAUUGAUAGCUAUGAGAAAAUGUCAAUGAUAAACACCAUAGCAAAAGUACUGGCCAGUCCUAGUAUAGGUAUGUCUAAUUUCUGGGUGGGAGGGAACGACUUCGGCGUGGAGGGAGAGUGGCGCUGGGAACAGACUAACUUAGGGAUCGGGCCCUUCACAAACUGGGCCCCCGGAGAUCCUAAUGGAAACUCCUCCCAAAACUGCAUGCUGGUGGGAUUCACACAAAAUAGCACAGAGACGUACUGGAAAGACGCCCCCUGCACCGGUCAUCAUAACUACAUAUGUCAGAUCAGUCUCUUCGUUGGAGGUUCCAAUCCCAUCGGAUAAAAGAAAGUUACUUGCUAUUCAAUUGAAAUAAAAUAUUCUGACUGAG